Messenger RNA from Knipowitschia caucasica, 732 nucleotides. Lineage: Eukaryota; Metazoa; Chordata; Actinopteri; Gobiiformes; Gobiidae. The record is from the annotation of a GenBank genome assembly.
AUGAACAAAGUGCACGCACCAUGCCGUCCCACUGCUGCACUCACCUUUACCAUUGAUAACAUCCUUAACCUGAAGUCCAGUUCGAAGCGCGCAGAGAGCCUGCCUUCUCCGCAAAAUGAAGUGGCCACGUGCACAGACAUCUACCAGAAAGACUCGGGACAGCACCACAGACCUGCGCUCAGCGAGUUAAUCGCCGAUUCAGUCAUCAUUAGUCAAGGAGAAGAAAAGUCCCCGGAUAUGCGUUUCGAGAGCGGGGACAGCAGCUGCGAGGACAACAGCUCUACAACCACAGACGCGUGCCACGGUGGAACCUCCGCAAAGAAAAACAAAAUGAUUACGAAAAAGAAAACACGUACAAUCUUUUCUAAGAGACAGAUUUUCCAGUUGGAGUCUACGUUUGACAUGAAGCGCUACCUGAGCAGCGCGGAGCGUGCGUGCCUCGCCAGCUCCCUGCAGCUCACAGAGACUCAGGUAAAAAUCUGGUUCCAGAACCGCAGGAAUAAACUUAAACGGCAAAUCUCGACUGAAAUGGACGGUGCCGUGGGAGACUUUCCAGAGAGCGGGAAGGCAGUGGCUCUGGGGCCGCUGCCGGCGCUGUAUAAGGAGAGCAGUGUGUUUGGUAGGUGCUUACUGCCCAUGCCUCUGCCCGUCAUGUACCCGGGAAGCAGCACGCCUUACCUCUGUUUCUCUGGCGCCUCCAAGUACUUCGGCUUGUACGAUGGGGACGUAUGA